This is a messenger RNA of Brienomyrus brachyistius, 3994 nucleotides long. RefSeq names its product chemokine (C-X-C motif) receptor 2 (gene cxcr2). Gene Ontology annotation, biological process: immune response; G protein-coupled receptor signaling pathway; neutrophil chemotaxis. Gene Ontology annotation, molecular function: C-X-C chemokine receptor activity. The record is from RefSeq and is a predicted model, not a curated record. Gene Ontology annotation, cellular component: membrane. The transcript has 2 exons. Bases 162 to 1214 code for a protein of 350 amino acids. Lineage: Eukaryota; Metazoa; Chordata; Actinopteri; Osteoglossiformes; Mormyridae.
UGGAGCUACAGAGACUUAUCUGCAACAGCAGAAGUGCAUCGGGUGAUUAAAAGCAACUAGAAGUUCACCUAGUUCAGCCUCUUAUCUGGAAAGACAUUCAUCUGAAAACUUGUUAUUUUACACUGCACUCUGAUUUCUGAAAACGGGCAUCUGGGAGACAAAUGACAGGUAUGGUCGUCAUGGAAUUUAACACAUCAGAUGAGAAUUACAGUGAUUAUGAUUACAAUGAUGGAGUGUCACCCUGCAACAACAACAAUAUGGAUUUGAACAGUACAGGCUUGGCCGUCACCUACAUCAUAGUGGUCCUUGUCAGUCUGCUGGGGAACAGCCUUGUCAUCUAUGUGAUAUGCUGUAUGGAGAGAAGGAAGACCUCCACAGAUGUGUACCUGAUGAACCUGGCCCUGGCUGACCUCCUCUUCUCCCUGACCCUCCCCCUGUGGGCCGUCUACAUUUACUCCGAGUGGAUGUUCGGCACCGCGCUUUGCAAACUGACAUCCGGCUUGCAGGAGAUGACCUUCUAUGGCGGCGUCCUGCUGCUGGCCAGCAUCAGCGUUGACCGCUACCUGGCCAUCGUGAAAGCCACACGGGUGAUUGUGCACAAGCGCCACCUAGUGAGUUUAGUGUGUGGCUGCGUGUGGCUGGUGGCGGGGAUGCUCGCUGUGCCUGUCUGCGUCCACAAGGAGGCCUUCACUCCCUCAGGCUCAACCAGGAAAGUGUGCCAUGACAACGUGACGGGCAAGAAAGUGGAGCAAUGGCAGCUGAGCAUGCGACUCCUACGCUAUAUUGUGGGUUUCUUCAUCCCACUGAUGGUCAUGAUUUUUUGCUAUGGCAGCACAUCCUGCACACUUUACCGUUCACGCAACAGUCAGAAGCACAAGGCCAUGAGGGUUAUCCUGUCCGUGGUGCUGGCUUUCGUAGUCUGCUGGCUCCCCUACAAUAUCGCCGUCCUCGUCGAUAUCCUGAUGCGAGGAAACCUGCUCAGCGAAUCCUGUGAUCUCAGGCAACAGGUGGUAUUUAGCCUCCAGGUGACGGAGAUCCUGGCCUUCUCGCACUGUGCCGUCAACCCCAUCCUGUAUGCCUUCAUCGGCCAGAAGUUCCGUGACGAGCUUCUCACUACGCUCUUCAAGCACGGCCUCAUUAACAAGAAGGUCCUGUCCACCUACAGGAAGAACUCAGUAUACUCUUUCUCUGGGAACACAUCCAUCACCCGAUAAUCAAUUCAGUGUUUGAUCCACUGACUCCCAAAGUAAAGUCAAAUCAAGUCAAGUCAUAUCAAGUCAAGUCAAGUUAUAUCAGGUCAAGUCAAGUCAAGUCAUAUCAAGUCAAGUCAUAUCAAGUGAAGUCAAGUCAUAUCAAGUGAAGUCAAGUCAAGUCAUAUCAAGUCAAGUCAAGUCAAGUCAAAUGGGCUUUAUUGUCAAACCAUCCAUAUACAGGUAUAUAUGAAAUAACAUUUCCCCAGGACCAUGUAUAACAUACAGAUAGUGAGUGACAAUGGAGGGUUUUUACAAUACUUAGACUACAAAACAAAGUACAGCAUGACACUGGGGGUGAGGGGGAACACAACAGUUUAUAUACAUAGUGCUAUGUGUAUGUAAACAAUAAGUGACAAAGCCACAUAAAAGUGUGGAUUUUGUAUAAUAAUACUGAUAAUUCUAUGCAUCAUAUACUAGACAGACCUUCUAAUGCUUCAGCUUUGUAUUUGUAACAUAUUUAAUAGCACAUCUUACUCUCUGGAGCAGUUGUUUUGUCUUGUCUCAUAUCUAAGUUCUUGGUCAUUCUGUGGGACAUGCGGUGGGUGGACUAGGUGAAAACACAGUGUAAUACGGAGAUUUAUGUUAAACAGCUGCUUAUGCUUAAACUUAGGGUUAAGUGUUUUAUCGGACCUACAUAUCUUGACUUAGAAAGAGGUAAGGGAUGCACGCUGAUUACAGUGCGUGGCCACACCUGCCACAUUAGAAACCACCUCAGGGAUGAGAACCUGAGUGCAGCUGUACAGUGUGAGUUUUAUUUCCAGUGACUGCAAUGGCAAUCCUGGCAGCAAGGAUCACAACUGAGGCCAAGUAGAUAUAUUCUGUAUCAGAUUCAGGUUGGUGUCUUUGGAGAGUUCUUUUGUGGAAAUAACAAUUCUAUUUCCUCUUCAGUAAAGACAAUGUUCUUGUUAAUUCAGACACAAAGGAAAUAGACAGUGAGUUCGCAGUUACAAACACAUCAUCACUUUACAUUUGCAUUCACAUUUAUCGCAGUGAACUGUGAGAAUCUGUCGAUUGUUCUGUCUUCCACACAUAAGUCAUAUUAAAAGUGAGGUUAGGGCUAUAAAGGAUAUUGCUCAUUUCAUCUUCUGAAGGUGUACCUGCCAGUGUUUGAGGUCUUAUAGCAGCAUGUGAACACUGAUAUGCUCCUCUACAGCACCAAAGCUCUGCCAGGCCCACAGCAAAGGAACUCAAAGAACUACAUGCAAAAAGUUACACUGCAAAUAAUCAUUAUAACAGCUAAGAUGUGUGAGCUAAGUCAGUGGUCUUGAACUGGUUUAGCUUCAAGACCCAUAUUUUCCUUAAUCACAACCCAAAUUUUAAAGAUUUUGAACCAAAUUUUUUUCACAAAUAGUGUAGCUCCUGGCUCUUCAAAUCUGAACCUCGAUUCCAAAUCCAGGUAGUUAGGUUAAUAAUUACUGAUUCUAAUUGGCUGCAAGUUUUAUUCCUGUCUUGUGGUUAAGCGCUGGUGUAACUGAUAAAAUUUGCCUAUUUGCCAGGGUGUUAGUGGUAAUUUUUUUAACCACAUGCUUCAUGACCCACUGACAAUGGUCCUGCCAUCAGCUUUUGAGGUUGAGAAAUAUUGAUUCAAGUGUCUGUGAAUGUGGUAUGAUCACUGGUGCCAGAACAUCUCAGAAACAUACACCAAACUGGGUUGUCAUAUGUGCUAAGGGGUCUAGAGUUUACAGGGAUUGGUGUGAUGAACGAAAAACAUCCAGUCAGCGGCAGAUCUGUUGCUGAAAACACCUUGUUAAAUGAGUGAGGUCAGAGGAGAAUGUUUAGCCUGGUUAAAGCUAACAGGAUGACCACUGCAGCACGAAUACUGAAGUGAUUUUAUAAAGACCAUUUAACAAAUACGGGUGGUUUGCUUUAGACAAGUAAAAUAUACUGUUUUCUGUUGUAUUGCUUUUUUAUUCUGUCAGUAAAUAAAACUAUAUAAAAUGCCUGCUACACUGCAAAUUGCUAUGUUCUUGCCAACAUGUAAAAUAUUAAAUCUGGAAAUAUUAUAUUAUCUUUUUUAAAAAAAAAAUGUUUACUGGUUUCUCUCUUUGGAUUUGUGGUAUAUUCUUAUAUUGAUCUGUGUUAUGUAUCUCGGUUAUUCAGAAGAUCUUAUAAUUGACCCAUUUACUGGUAAAACACAUUAGACAACUUAUCAAUGGCAAACGUACUGCAUUUAUAUAGCGCUUUUCUACUCUUACUAGUACUCAAUGCGCUUUACAUUUCAUGCCUCCCAUUCACCCAUCUACACACCAGUGGCGGAGGCUGCCAUGCAAGGCGUAAGACUGCACACUGGGAGCAAUGUGGGGUUCAGUGUCUUGCUCAAGGACGCUUUGAUAGGGUCAGAAGGAACCAGGACUCGAACCUACAACCCACCGGUUGCUGAACGAUAGGACUACCGCCACCUGUGCCACCAUCUUCCCGCAUGCUUCUAUACCAUGCUUUUUCCACUGCAAACUUUUUCAAGAUUCACUAACAAGCUUAAGCAAGUUGAUUGAUUUAAGAACCACACAAGGCAUAUUUAAAAAAUAUUUUUUAUUCAAUGAAAAAUGGCCUAACAUGCUCCACCUACAAAAAAAUAAAAGGACCUUCUUGUCUUUCUCUGUUUCUCCCUCUAGCCGACUCUUUCACUAUCUUGCAUUCCCCACUUGUUUAUUAUGUAAAGUAUAUGUCGCAAAAUGCCACUGAGUGUAUGAGAGUAAUCUGUUGACUACUUUCAGAUGUCAAUAAAUGCUGGAAAAUUUCAA